AUGGAAGCGGUCUAUAUCCGCGAUGAGAUGCUUAAGCUGCAUACCAAGACGGGUUCCCUGAAACGGCCACUGGAAGUAGUUCGUUUUCUUGAAGACGAGAUCUCCAAGGGAGAUAAGAAGCUGAUCCGUUUUCCCGACUUGUGCCUGAACGCCGCCGACAGAUCGGCGAUCCUUCUGCAAGCUGUGUCAGUGCAAGCGAGAGAGUACUUGGUUUUGCACGGUAAGACCGGCAGUUGGAGAGAGAUGUCGGAAAGUCUUCGUUUUUACGAAGAGCAGCUUCGGAUGGUGGAGCUGCCGGGUGGAGGUCUUCGAGGCCUCAAAGGCGAGAAGGGCGAUAAAGGAGGAAAAGGAAAGCCUAAAGGUGGAAAAGGGACAGGAGACAAGUCCAAGGUCGUUUGUUGGUACUGCGAGAAGCAAGGGCACUACCAAGAAGAGUGCCGUAAAAGAAUCGCUGACGAGAAGAAGGCGAACGACAAAAACAAGGACAAAGACAAGGGCAAAGGCCAGGGCGACAAGAACAAAGAGAAAGGUGAAGCAGAAGAAGAGCCGGAGGGCGAGACCGUGAUGGGUCUUCGUUCGAGCGUGUCUGCUGAGGCACACCGCGUGAGGCUAGUAGGCGAGCCAAGGGAUGAUCUUUGGUUAGUGGACAGUGGUGCCACUUCGCACUGUAUGGCUGCUUCGUGUUUUGAUAAGUACGAAGUCCUUCGCACCUACGAUUUCAAGCCCACUCUGUCGAAUGCCUCCAAUGAUUCUAUUGAAGUCUUGAAAGUUUGCGACGUUCGCGUUCGUUUUGGUAAGCAAUUGGUGGUGCUAGAGCAUUGUCUGAUUACGAACUUAGAUUUCAAUGUUCUGUCACCGUUUGUGGCGUGGCAGAGAGGAUGGCACACCAUGCUAACCAAUAGCCCGCAUAUCUACAACAAGAAGAGUAAGAAGCGUAUUCGUCUGUUGGUGAAGGACCGCGCUUGGUAUGCGGUUGCGUCUUUGAAGGAAGACGGGGAGAAGAUGGAGGUUGAUGCUUUGAAGCCUCCCGCUGAGACACGGAAGCCC
This is a messenger RNA of Symbiodinium sp. CCMP2456, 1047 nucleotides long. The record is from the annotation of a GenBank genome assembly. NCBI's taxonomy places the organism in Eukaryota, Dinophyceae, Suessiales, Symbiodiniaceae.